Messenger RNA from Agrilus planipennis (emerald ash borer), 1103 nucleotides. RefSeq lists its product as uncharacterized. Gene Ontology annotation, cellular component: mitochondrial crista junction; MICOS complex. Gene Ontology annotation, biological process: cristae formation. Bases 200 to 883 code for a protein of 227 amino acids. NCBI's taxonomy places the organism in Eukaryota, Metazoa, Arthropoda, Insecta, Coleoptera, Buprestidae. The record is from RefSeq and is a predicted model, not a curated record. The transcript has a single exon.
CAAGUUUGCCGCGCAAUAUGUCGAGUCGUCCAGUACUUCUUGUUAACAGAUUAUCAUAACGAAUCAGAUAGUUUGUCAAAAAACAAAAAAAUAAAGAUGCCAUGAAUAAAAACUGACCUGACAUUAGAUAUUUAAUAUUUUAGACAAAAAUUAUUACUUUUUUUUAGAUUUUUUGGUUUUACAAUAAAACAUUAAAAAAAUGUCCAAAUCGUCGUGCAAACCUACUUUUGAGCAAACAAUUAAUUUAGCGAAAAAAUGUGUAAAUACUCCUUCAGCUACACAGCAGUUAGUUCUUGAUAGACCAGUGCCCCCAAUAUGUAGACCCCCUUACGCAAAUCAAGCUGCUCCAGUACAAUGCCCCAACGUGAAACAUAUAAAGGUCUGUACUGGAGCUGAAAUGAAGAAGAAAUGCUUCCAGGCUAGACCUUGCGCUGCUCCCAUAACACCCCCAAAAUCAGCAGGUCAAAAAUUAGCAUCUCUAAUUCUUUUUGGUGUAAAGGCAGCCUUUGCAGGAAGUUUAGUUUAUAUGACAUACGAAAUGGGUUUGUGGGGUAAUUCGCAAAGUACCGAACAGAUUUGGAAGGAAAUGUGUGAAAUUUUUGGGUUGAGUAAAAAGAGAGAAAUUCCAGAACCAAGUCUUAGGUGUAAAGCUGAACGGGAAUUAGGAGCAAUGGCUCAGCCAGGAUUUCCGGAUGCCUGUUCAAGAAUGAUGGUAGACACAGAAAGAACUGUAUACAAUCUUCAAAACACUUGGAAUAAGAUUGUUACAAGCAUUUUUUGGUUUUUCCUUAAAGGCCCGGAAGAACUUAUAAAUUAUGUUAACCAGCAAAGUAAAAAACCUGUUCAAAGAAAAGCUAGUGGAUGUGAGAGAGGAAAUAAAUAAAUUGCUAAUAAGAAGUAUCCAUUAUCGCAAUCCAACAUGAACGUUAACUCAACAGUUUUAUUAAUUGUAUUUUUGACUUUAUAUGGACCACGUGUAUACGUUCUACAUUGAUUUGACUAGGUUCUACGCCUGUAGUUUAUUUUUCCUCUUUUUUAAAAAACACCCUUCUCAGUUUCUCGAUUAUUUUCUAACCAAUUAAUAAAAAAUGAAAUUCACGCUA